This is a messenger RNA of Coregonus clupeaformis (lake whitefish), 475 nucleotides long. It is a transcript of the gene micos10, whose product is annotated as mitochondrial contact site and cristae organizing system subunit 10. Gene Ontology annotation, cellular component: mitochondrial inner membrane; mitochondrion; MICOS complex. NCBI's taxonomy places the organism in Eukaryota, Metazoa, Chordata, Actinopteri, Salmoniformes, Salmonidae. Bases 66 to 293 code for a protein of 75 amino acids. The transcript is spliced from 4 exons. The record is from RefSeq and is a predicted model, not a curated record.
AUUUAGAUUACGGCUCUGAAAUCCAAGGACUGCGUUUGACAUUUUUAGCAAGCAAAAAACUAAUCAUGUCUGAAAAGGAGCUGGGGAAAAAGCUGGAUCGAUGCCUCGCAGAUAGCGCCGUCAAACUUGGUGCUGGUCUGGGCUUAGGAAUCGUGUUCUCUGUGGUAUUCUUCAAACGACACACCUGGCCAGUUGCCUUUGGCUUAGGAAUGGGGCUUGGCAUGGCAUACACAAACUGCCAGAAUGAUUUGAGGGCACCAUAUCUAAUUCAGAGAAACAUUAAGGAGCAGUAGCCACACGUCAGCGAGGGACUGUCUUUCUUUGUCACUUUUUUUUGGGAUGCCCAUCAUUUGCACUGACUUCCAGCCAGACUAAUUUCCUUCUGUGGUUCGACCCUUCCAUACGUAUUCAUAUAAUUUUUACGUGCCUGAGCAGGACAGUCUGUCUUUAUUUAAUAAAAUAGUCGUAAAAUAAA